AUGUCGCGUCCAAAUUCCGUUAAAAAUGACAAAGAGGUCAACGCUGUCAUCUUUAAUAUGAAGGAACAGAGAUGUCUCUUGAAAAAUUUACAUACACUUGAUGCAGAAGCCUCAUAUUCGUUAAAAUUGAUCGACCUAAAUAACCGUGGAAUCAAACUCUUCUACCGACGGUUCAAAGACAAAGUGAACAAAAUUAAGUCCCAUCUCCAAACGGACGAAAUUGCUCAUCUCAAAAUUCUAGAUGAAAGUGGCAAAAUGAAAGAGCUUGUGAAGCCCUUAAACAUAACAGGUGCGCUGAGAAUCGCAGAUGCAGAGAAACGUCUGAAACUUCAAGGACGCGAUAACCAAAGAGUGACAAGAAGCGCGAUGCAUAGGAAAAGUAGUGAAGCAUUCCUCGAAUCGCCGCGAAUGCUUCGUCCAAACACUUGCAUGGGUAGUCUUAGAAGAGAUUCAGUACGCCCAAAAAGACCAAGAAGUCUGUCAACGGGACGGAAAAGUCCAAUUAUUACUUUAUCAUCCCCAGUGGCUGAAAAGCAGUUAAAAGACGAAUUAAGCAACCAGGGGAUUAGUGACACCAUGAAACUCGAUCAAGCUGCGAGUAGCCCUGUUGCGAAUGAAACGAAAAUGCUGAAUGCUCCUACCUCAACAAAUUCUCCUGAGAGUCAGCCGCAAAAUACACAUCAACCUUCUGCUCAUUCGGUUACGGAAAAUCAGUCUGAAACUGAAAAACUGAAGCCUGCUUUUAACCAGACUGCAAUCCCACGAGUAUUAGUAACACCAAUUGACUUAAGUCAAAUAACGGAAGGUUACGGAAAUUCACAGCAACCCGAGGAGUCUAAUAAAAAUUCGCAAAAUGAAAAAUCAUCAAACAAAAAAGUCACGAUAGUGGAAGAUUUUGAGACAUUCCGAAAAUCAGCUGUUGAAAAAAGAUGUCAAAGCAGAGGUUCCUCGAUAUCCAGAAUGAGUGCCAAUGCAGCCAUGAAAGCAGGAUUAUUUUCUUGUCAUAUGCACAGUCAGGAUCAAUUGAAAGAAUCUGCAAAAUCACUCUCAAAUCAAGGGGAUCACUUGGGAAAUUACAUAAUAGAUGAUCCGUAUGAAGAACGCCGUCGAAUGCUACUUGAUAUUGAAAACUCUUAUGCCAAUAACUUGCUGGAAAGAAAAGAAGAGUUUUUAGAUGAACUUGAUGCAUAUAUCACGAUGCAAAAAACAGUUGUUCCAAAGAAUCCUGCUGCAGGAGACGGCGAUCCAAAUGAUCCACUUCAGACGCCAAAACAUGGAGAAACUUCAUUAGAAAAGCUUACCCGGCGGGAAAUGAGACUUUUGCGGGAACAAGCAAGGCGUCUUUCGCAGGCAGAGGCUAAGCUUCGAGGGUUAGAUUUAUGGGAGGAUAAACCGAAAUGUAGGUAUAAAUAG
Molecule: messenger RNA, 1413 nt
Organism: Saccostrea echinata
Lineage: Eukaryota; Metazoa; Mollusca; Bivalvia; Ostreida; Ostreidae
Exons: 1
Coding region: 1-1413 (470 amino acids)
Source: RefSeq, a predicted model, not a curated record